This is a messenger RNA of Penicillium canescens, 1497 nucleotides long. RefSeq lists its product as uncharacterized. Gene Ontology annotation, molecular function: DNA-binding transcription factor activity, RNA polymerase II-specific; zinc ion binding. NCBI's taxonomy places the organism in Eukaryota, Fungi, Ascomycota, Eurotiomycetes, Eurotiales, Aspergillaceae. The record is from RefSeq and is a predicted model, not a curated record. The transcript has a single exon. Gene Ontology annotation, biological process: regulation of DNA-templated transcription. The coding region runs from base 1 to 1497 and encodes 498 amino acids.
AUGCGCCACGUGCGAUGCGGUGAAGAAAAGCCUAAUUGCAUGCAAUGUAUCAAGACGGGGCGCAAAUGUGAUGGUUACAGCAACCAAUCCCAAAAGGAGCUCCGGAAAAAAGUCACAGACCCAUAUUUUGCGUGGCCAACUGUCAGCCCUGAUAACCGACUAGUCCUGGUCCCGGGUUCACGGGAAGAGAGGAAAUAUAUCCACACAUUCUGCACACAGACCUCUCCGGCCCUCUCGGGAUUCUUUGCAUCGGAAGUGUGGAAUCGCUUUCUCCCGCAGCUCAGUCAUCGAGAGCCGACUGUUCGGCAUGCCGUUGCCGCGGUCAGUGCGAUGUAUGAGCAACAAUAUCACCCAAAUGCUAGUCAGGGCGUCUCUGAUAACUUUGCACUUCAGCAAUACACCAAGGCCAUCCAGAAGUUCCGGCAACAAUUGGUGAAUCCUCGAGACUCUGAUUACGACUGCUUACUUGUCACCUGUCUCUUGUUUGUAUGCUUGGAGAUGCUCAGGUCCAGUCACGCGAGCGUUCUAGAUCAUAUUCAGGGCGGAAUGCAAAUACUUCUGAGACAACAGGAUGAAAAGACCAACCAACUAAAAAGAGACACCAUCGACCAAGAACUAUGCCAAUCAUUCCGCCGACUGAGCAUUCAGCUCCCCCUCUUCGGUCGAUCUUUGAUACCCUUCCACCCUCAAACAGAAACAGCGCUAGACCCAGAACAGAUUCCCAUCUUCGAUAAUAUUGCGCAAGCUCGAGACUCCAUGACGAUUCUGAUGAACCGGGGCCUGGGAUUGAUCCGACCCAUCGGCAUCGAUAGGAUUCUCCCAUCCGAAGAAGUCAAUCAGCAACAGAUGCACGAACAGCGUAUCCUCGCACAGGCAUUCUACAACUGGAAUGUGGCUUUUACUACGAUGAUGCAAAAGCCAGCCAAAAGCGUGGGCAUUUUGGAUUCACGUGCACCCCUAGCCCUCCAAAUCAACUAUUUUAUCUCUAUCACAUGGAUUCUUAGCUGCUUAUCACGAGACGAAUCCGUCUACGAUCAGCAUUUCGCAUCUUUCGAAGCCAGCGUGGAUGCAGCAGAGAAGAUCCUCACCCUCAGUGCACAGACAGCCAAUCCAUCAACUCCUGAGAUAUUCUCUCUAGACGCUGAAGUUGUCCCAGCAAUAUACUUGGCCGCAAUGAGAUGUCGAGAACCAAACAUUCGACGCCGGGCAAUCGCGGUUCUGUCCAACUACCCUACAAAGGAAGGACUGUGGGGCCAGGGAGAGCGCCAAUAUCAAAUUGCUAAAUUGAUACUAGAGAUAGAAGAGCGACACUAUCAGCAUCUUCCAGUGGAAGAAAGGAUUCCUCGUGAUUCACACCGGGUGUAUGAAGCUCUGAUCUUUCCAACAAAAGGUACCUACCUGGACCCGUGCCCGGUAACGAUUAUGAUGAAGCCACAUGGGCUCCAAGGGCCAUGGGCUACCCGGGUUGAAUAUGUGGAGCUGCCAAAGCUGAAAUAG